This is a messenger RNA of Ficedula albicollis (Collared flycatcher), 4993 nucleotides long. It is a transcript of the gene CTTNBP2, whose product is annotated as cortactin binding protein 2. The coding region runs from base 1 to 4908 and encodes 1635 amino acids. Gene Ontology annotation, molecular function: protein binding. Gene Ontology annotation, cellular component: glutamatergic synapse. The transcript is spliced from 24 exons. The record is from RefSeq and is a predicted model, not a curated record. Gene Ontology annotation, biological process: regulation of synapse organization. NCBI's taxonomy places the organism in Eukaryota, Metazoa, Chordata, Aves, Passeriformes, Muscicapidae.
AUGAAGCUUGAUGGAGAGGAACGUCCCCUGGAGAGCGGCAUUGUGGAGUGCUCCUGGGUGGGGAACAUUGAGCCUUUGUGCCCCGCGGCCACGGCAGCGACAAGAGAGUUUGAUGUGGAUAACCUGAGCAAGCCAGAACUGCGAAUGCUUUUGAGUGUAAUGGAAGGAGAACUGGAAGCACGAGACCUUGUUAUUGAAGCAUUGAGGGCCCGGCGCAAAGAGGUUUUUAUCCAGGAGCGAUAUGGAAGAUUUAAUCUGAGCGACCCAUUUCUGGCUCUUCAAAGAGACUUUGAGACAGGUGCUGGUGAUAAAGAAAAGAAGCCAAUAUGCAUGAACCCUCUGUCCAUUUUAGAAGCUGUUAUGGCUCACUGCAGGAAAAUGCAAGAAAGAAUGUCAGCUCAGUUGGCUGCUGCUGAAAACAGACAAAAGAAGUUGGAAAUGGAAAAAUCUCAGUUACAGAGUCUUGAGCUGGAGCACAAAAAGCUAUCUGCCCGUCUUGAAGAAGAACGUGGAAAGAAUAAGCAUGUAGUAUUGAUGCUAGUGAAAGAGUGUAAGCAGUUGUCUGGCAGAAUUGUAGAAGAAGCCCAGAAACUGGAAGAAGUGAUGUCAAAAUUUGAAGAGGAAAAGAAAAAGGCUACUGAAUUGGAGGAGUCUCUUGCAGCUGAGAAACAAAGGAGUACACAAAUGGAAGCUCAAAUGGAAAAGCAGCUGUCUGAGUUUGACACAGAGAGAGAGCAGUUGCGUGCCAAACUUCACAAAGAGGAAACGCACACCAGUGACCUCAGAGAAGAAAGAGAUAAAAUGAUCAAAAUGAUUGAGCAAUUAAAAAAGGAGAAUGAAAGUAAAGCUAAUCUUUCUCAGAAUAAUAGAGAUAGGAGUCUUGUUUCUGUUUCAGUUGAAACAGAAGAACCAAGUUCAAGAACUGUUGCUUGUCAAACAGAGACUGUAAUGAUGGACAGUAGCAUAGAAAAUGCUAAGAAGUUGCCUUUGACUGCAUCUGUAAAGUCUUCUACAAUGAACCCGCUAGUAUCUGCAAAUUCAAAGAUGAAUGUGUGUGCCAAUGCAGCAUGUGUGAAGCCUGUCAUUGAUAGGCAGUCUUCAUCUAGUGAACUUGUCCCCCCCAUGACUCCUGGUUUUGCACAGAAUCAAAACAGAAUUGAAGAAAAUGGGCCAAGUACAGGCUCAUCCCCUGAUUUAUCAAGUAGCACUUCCCCUUUUUCAAAUAGUAAUUCUCUUUGCACCCCUACCACACCAACUGCCACAGCUCAGAAUUCCUCACUCUCUUCAUCUAUACACAAUUUGCAUUCACCGUCUGCCAACACUACUGGCCAUCCAGGCCUAAAUCCCCGAGUCCAAGCAGCUAGAUUUAGAUUUCAGGCAAAUACAAAUGAUCAAGACCAAAAUGGAAACACAACCCAAAGCCCUCCCUCAAGGGAUGUAUCCCCUACUAGUCGUGACAACCUUGUUGCCAAACAGGCUGCUCGGAAUACUGUUACCCAAGUUCUUUCACGAUUUACAAGCCCUCAGAGUAGCACUCCAUCGCGGCUAGGGACAUCACAUUCAGUGGAAGUUGGCACUUGCCCUCCAGUUGGUAAAAUGACUUUAAAGACUCCAAGUGUGUCAAGAAUUGACAGAGGAAACCCUCCACCUAUUCCUCCUAAAAAACCAGGGCUUUCACAAGCUCCUUCUCCACCACACCCACAGCUUAAAGUUUUAAUGGAUAGUAAUCGAUCCCCAAAUACAAGUGCAAAAACUGACAACAAAACCAUGACCUCACCUCUUUCAAGUUCACCACAAGGAAUCAGGGUAAUAAAUGAGGAAAUUAUUUCUAAGUCCUCACCUCAGCUGCCACCAAAACCUGCUAUAGAUUUAUCUGUGGCACCUGCAGGCUGUGCCAUACCAGCCAUAGCCUCAUCUCAGGUGGGUGCCUGGCCUCCCCACUUUCCUGGACUGAACCAACCUGCAUGUUCAGAAAAUUCCUUUGUCAUUCCCACCACCAUUGCCUGUAGCUCCUCCAUAAACCCUGUUAGUGCUUCAUCCUGUAGACCAUGUGAUUCAGACAGCCUCCUGGUAACAGCAUCAGGCUGGUCUUCCUCCCUAACCCCUUUGUUAACAAGUGGUGGUCCUGUCCCCCUGGGUGGCAGGCCCACCCUUCUUCACCAAGCUGCUGCCCAGGGAAAUGUCACUUUAUUAUCAAUGCUGCUUAAUGAAGAAGGACUGGACAUUAAUUACUCUUGUGAAGAUGGCUAUUCUGCCUUGUAUUCUGCUGCUACGAAUGGACAUACAGAUUGUGUGAGAUUGCUGCUGGCUGCAGAAGCACAAGUUGACGCUGCUGAUAAAAACGGCUUUACACCCUUGUGUUCAGCAGUUGCUCAGGGACAUGUCAAAUGUGCAGAAUUAUUAAUUAUGUAUCAGGCUGAUAUUAACCAUGCUGCUGAAAGAGGACAAACACCUUUGUACCUGGCCUGUAAAAAUGGAAAUAAUGAUUGUAUUAAACUAUUGUUGGAAGGUGGAGCGGAUCGAACAAUAAAAACCAGUGAUGGCUGGUCACCAAUUCAUGCAGCAGUGGAUUCUGGUAAUGUUGAAAGUCUCAAGCUCCUUAUGUACUGUGGAGAGCCGAACAAUGGGAACUGUUUGAUGGAUGCAGAGCCUAAUUUAGACUACUUUGAUUUGGAGAAGAGAGAAGAUGACUAUAGCAGUAGAGUAAAGCCUGUAGUUUCUGCAGAUCUCAUCAACCAUGCUGACAAAGAGGGUUGGACUGCUGCCCAUAUAGCAGCAUCAAAAGGCUUCAAGAACUGUCUAGAAAUCCUUUGUAGCCAUGGUGGACUAGAGGCUGAGAGAAAAGAUAAGUGUAAUCGAACAUUGCAUGACGUUGCUACUGAUGAUUGCAAACAUCUCCUAGAAAACUUAAAUGCUCUUAACGUACCUGUAAGGAUUUCAGUCAGUGGCAUUGAACCAGUCCAUUGUGGUACAGAGGAAUUUGAUACAAUAUGUGCUUUAAAUAUCCGCAAGCAGACGUCAUGGGAUGAUUUUUCAAAAGCAGUGAGUCAGGCAGUGACAAACCAUUUCCAAGCAAUUGCUUCUGAUGAAUGGAGGAGCCUAGAAGAUCUGUCAUUUAAUAGUGCUGCAGAAUCCAACAUUGGCCUCAGUGCAAGCAGUAUAUUCUCCAUCAAACUAGGAAACGUUUCAUGGUCAACAGGUCAGAUUUUUUCCCAGCCACCAUGGGACUUCUUGAAGAACAAUAGAGCUGAGCAUAUCACAGUGUUUUUGUCUGGACCUCAAGAAGGCUGUCUGAACAGUGUGACUUACGCAUCCAUGAUCCAUCUUCAGACACUUCAGAAUUAUCUCCGCCUGGUUGAACAGUACCGUAAUGUCAUUUUCCAUGGUCCAGAAGGAAGUUUGCAAGAUUAUAUAGCAUAUCAGAUAGCAGCCUGCAUGAAGCAAAAGCAAGUGGCUGCAGGAUCUACAUGUGAGAUUGUUAAAGUUGAAGUGGAUGCUGCUUUCUCCAAGGAGCAACUUGCAGAACUGUUCAUCAGUAACGCUUGUCUGAUCCCAGUGAAACAGCCUCCUGUAAACAAGACAACAAUUGUGAUUUUAGAAAAUCUGGAGAGAGCUUCUUUAUCUGAAUUACUUGGAGAUUUUCUAGCACCUCUUGAGAAUCGAAGUUCAGAAAAUCCCUGCACUAUUCAAAGAGCAAAUGGAGUUUCUGGUGCUUUUUACUUUCAUGAGAACUGCUUUUUGCUGGGGACCAUCGCAAAGUGCCAUCUUCAUGGCUCUGACCUGCUGGUUCAGCAGCAUUUCCGUUGGGUUCAACUCAGGUGGGAUGGGGAGCCAAUGCGAGGCUUGCUUCAGAGGAUUUUAAGGAGAAAAGUAAUAAACAAGUUCAGAGGCAAAGUACCUCCUCCAUGUGAUCCUGUGUGUAAGAUCAUAGACUGGAUUCUUGCUGUUUGGCACCAGCUGAACUCUUGCUUAUCCCGUCUAGGAGCGCCUGAAGCACUUAUGGGGCCAAAGCAUUUCUUCUCCUGUCCUGUGGUUCCGGGGCACAGCCAAGCAACAGUCAAGUGGAUGUCCAAGCUAUGGAAUGCUGUCAUAGCUCCUAGAGUACAAGAAGCCAUACUCUCCAGAGCCUCUGUGAAAAGACCAUCUGUACCAGGACAAGCAAUAGCCAAAAAAAAUCCUAGCCAAGGGCAGCAGGCUGUUGUUAAAGCUGCUCUCAGUAUCCUGCUAAAUAAAGCUGUUUUGCAUGGCUGUCCUCUACCCAGACCAGAGCUAGAUAAUUACAUAGCAGAUUUCAAGGGAGGAAAUUUUCCUUUAUCUGUGGCUUCGAGCUACAAAAAUUGUAGUAAGAAAAGAGGUGAGAAUGCUUCUUGGAGAAAAGUGAGCACAAGUCCUCGCAAAAAGUCAGGCCAUUUGUCCUCCCAGUCAUGGAAUAAGCAGGAGACAAAUACUGAAGCUAUGAAAUCUAAAACUGUGUUGCAACCAAACUGUAAGAAGAGAGCUUCUCUCACCACAAAAUCCUCAGAGAAGGAUCAUUUGAGAACAUUAAAUCUGGAGCAAAGGCUGUCUGUUGGUUCUGAUGAUGAAGUAGAUCUUGUGCAGGAACUUCAAAGUAUGUGUUCCAGCAAAUCUGAGCCUGAUAUAAGCAAGAUUGCAGAUUCUAAGGAUGAGUUACGGAUGUUCAGUAACUCCCAAAACAUUCCUGUAUUUUCAGCAAGUGGUACAAACCCAACUAAAACAACAGCACAAAAGGAUGGAAUGCGUCCUGUCAGCAGCAGUCGAACUGUGGAAAGCAGCAACAGUAAAUCAAAAACAGAGUUGGGUGUUUCAAGAGUUAAAUCUUUUCUUCCCGUUCCUAGAAGCAAAGUCACCCAGCCUUCUCAGAAUACAAAAAAAAAGCAGCAGCAGUAAUACAAGGCAAAUAGAGGCAGAUAAUAACACAAAAAGGGUGAUUUGGAAUUUGCACAAAAAAGAACAAAUAGAAAAAUCCAAUAAA